CUCUGUGUCUCUCCCUCUCUCCCUGAAGCUGCUGCAUCACAGGAGCUAUCCAGUGCUGAACAGGAACGCCGCUAUUUUUUAUUUUUUUAUUUUUCCGGGGGGAAGCUGGGGGAGGCAGAGAGUCUCGCACAGCGUCGCCGUCAGCCUCUGGUUUCCAUUUUCUUUCUAAAUCUCAUGUUUUUUGGGGUCUCCACAUUGAGGAUUAUAUCCGCCGCCCGGCCGUGUGCUCCUUCCUUCCAACGGGUCUUUUUUUUUUCCUUUUCUACUCUCAUGCGUUUUUCUCGGCUCUGUGUUUUUUUUACCCAUUGAAACAUGCCCCGCUCAUUUUUGGUGAAGAAGAUCAAGCUUGAUGAUUUCUCUUCGUCCAAUGUGUCCUCGUCCCAUCACCACCACCACCACCACCACCACCGCCACCACCACCUGGACGACUCCUUCACUUUCUCUCGCUCCCUCACAGACUCGGUGACCAGCCUCGGGGUCCGGCUCAGUGAAAAUGGCUACAUCCAGGACUACAUCACGCCAUCCGUAUACCAGGGGGAGAAGAAGAUGGAGCCCAAGUUGGCGUCUCCGGUGUCCGACCCGCUGUACUCGCAGGUGAGCAGCGGCGGCGAGGAAUACUGCGACCCCGACCUGAAGCAGCCCGACAGCCCGCAGUCCGGCAUGACGGCCAGCGGCUUCUACAGCGGCGAGUCUGAGGCGCUGGACGAGGGUUACACCAUGGAUGCCUUCUUCAUCUCCGACGGACGCUCCAGAAGAAAGGCGGACUCGGAAAGUCGUGGCGGUGGCAGCGGGUCGAGGAGCAGCAGCGCUAACGGAGGCAGCAGCUCCACGGAGAAAGGAUCGGGAACGGGAUUAGCAACGGGAACGGCUCGCCACUCUUGCAACGAAUGCGGUAAAACGUACGCCACGUCCUCCAACCUGAGCCGACACAAGCAGACGCAUCGAAGCCUCGACAGCAAGAUGGCCAGGAAGUGUCCCACCUGCAACAAGGUGUACGUGUCCAUGCCGGCGCUGGCCAUGCACAUCCUCACCCACGACCUCAAGCACAAGUGCGACGUGUGCAGCAAGGCCUUCAGCCGGCCGUGGCUGCUGCAGGGCCACAAGCGGUCCCACACGGGGGAGAAACCCUUCGCCUGCGCACACUGUGGCAAAGCUUUCGCCGACCGAUCGAACCUCCGUGCUCACAUGCAAACACACUCUGCCUUCAAGCACUACCGAUGCAAGCGCUGCAAUAAGACCUUCGCCCUCAAGUCCUACCUGAACAAGCACUACGAGUCGGCUUGCUUCAAGGGCUCCGCGGACGAAGAAGACGACGACGAAGACUCCGGAUCAGAAAACUAAACUAAAACCGCGAUGAGGAAGAUGAAACCUGAACCCCUGUUUAGUUUAGUUGCCAGCACUGGGAACCGGGAAAUGUGAAAGAGUAACCUUAAGUAUUAUGUUAGAAAUGUUUAGUACGGGCCGCACCUGAUUGGGACUACCAUCUGAUAUAGAGAGCACAAGAUGAACAUUACUUCUACUGUGGAUAAUUUCAAAUAGAUAUCAAUCUGUCAAAUCCUAAUGACCCAGAGUCUACAUAACUUCAAAAUUGACCCAUAAUUCAUCAAAAUAAGUCCAAACAUGGCCACUUUCUAGUUAAAACUAACUUUUUGGAUCCUGUAUAUGUCAGAAAUGGAAUCAGCAUCCUCAAUUACCUCUAAAACCACUCACUUAUGUGCUCGGGACCCUACUAUACAUUUCUAACAUAACACUUGGUGGUAUAUUCAACAUUUCCUGGUUCACUAUAGGCCUCUAUGAGCUGGUAACUGGACUAGUUGUCGGGUCAAAAACCAAUAACCCGCUCACUCUGCCCUCCAUGCCUUUUUUCCGUCCCUUUUUUUAGAAAGCAAUAUUUUCACUGAGAUUACGUGAAGAAACUCUGAUGAUUAUGGCAAAGACAAUUUCAAAAGAUGCUGGAUUUCUUCCCUGCA
This is a messenger RNA of Trematomus bernacchii (emerald rockcod), 1970 nucleotides long. RefSeq names its product scratch family zinc finger 2 (gene scrt2). Lineage: Eukaryota; Metazoa; Chordata; Actinopteri; Perciformes; Nototheniidae. The transcript has 2 exons. Gene Ontology annotation, molecular function: RNA polymerase II cis-regulatory region sequence-specific DNA binding; DNA-binding transcription factor activity, RNA polymerase II-specific. The coding region runs from base 313 to 1341 and encodes 342 amino acids. Gene Ontology annotation, biological process: regulation of DNA-templated transcription. The record is from RefSeq and is a predicted model, not a curated record.